CGCAGGACAGUGCAGGGAGACGAUACAGCUACAGGCGUAUAUUAGAGUUGAAGUGUGUUAAGAUGUCAGAGGGAGUCUAUGAAAACUCAGAUGGAUUUGAAGACAACAAACCUAAUGCAAUCAAGAACACAGGCAUUGAUUGCCAAAUAUAUGACAACGUAGGAAACUUCAAUCCCAGUUCAAGAGAUGGAGGUAUUGCUUCAGAGCCUGAUAGAUCAGGGAAGAGACCCUUCCUAGUUGUUGCUGUGUUUCUGGGGCUACUGUGUGUUCUACUGGCUGGGAUCAUAGGCCUGUCUGUCUACUAUAACAGAGCCAUUAAAGAUUCUGAGGAUAAAAGGAACACCUUGUUCCAGAGUUUCUCCCUUUAUAAAAUCAACGCAACUGAAGAGAGAGACCAGUUACAGACCAGAUACAACAACCUGACUAGAGAGAAAGGCCAUAUUCAGGCAAAGCGUUUUGUGAUAGAGCAGCAUUGUCAGGAGGGAUGGAGAAAAUUUGACUCGAGGUUGUACCUCCUCUCUACUGAGAAGAAAACCUGGAAGGAGAGCAGAGAGGACUGUCUGGAGAGAGGAGCAGACCUGGUGAUCAUAAACAGCAGAGAGGAACAGACAUUUCUCUUCAACCUCCACAUGAGAGCCUGGAUUGGUCUGACUGACUCUGUUACUGAGGGGACCUGGAAGUGGGUGGAUGGCACCCCACUGACCACAGGGCACUGGGGGAGAGGACAGCCUGAUAAUGGUGGUCUGUUCUCUGGGCAGCAGGACUGUGUUGAGAUAUACUAUAGACAAGAUGACCCUGUACAGACAUGGAAUGAUGACAAAUGUGGGACAAAUCAUAACUGGGUCUGUGAGAAAGUGGUGUAACAAUAACCUACUGUAACAAUCUCUCUCUUUGCCUCUCUCUUUCUCUCAAAGUUUUUUGUUGAUGUUUGGAUACAGUGCUGAAUGAUUAAGUGAUGAAUCCACCUAGUGGCUAAAGUGAGAGAUGAACUCACCAUAGAAGUGAAAUAGUGGUAUUACAGACUUGUCUAUGAGCUCUUUUUCAAUUUGGCUUUACUCGAUUCCUCCUCACAUCCUCUCUCCUCCCCUCCUUCUCAAAACACAUUGGAGAAUACAAUCCUAGUGGAGGGGCCUUGGACCUUCUCCUCUGACAGGGUUGAAAGGAGGAGAAGAGAUAGGAGGAGAGGAAUCUAGGAAAGUCUAAUUGAGAUAGAGCCUUAUUGUCAGAGAGAGACAUAGAGGAGGAGGAAGAAAAUUAAGAGAAUGAGGAAGAGAGAAAAAAUAAGACAAAUAAUUGUUGUGUUUAGAUUUAGAGGAGAGAAUGUAGACAUACUGUACUCUGUAAAAUGAUUCUUCAUUAUUUCUAUUAGAAACAUGUCAUGUGAUUUGCCAUAGGCUUAUGCUUAGUAAAAAACAAGUGAGUCCAGUUAUUAAUCUAUGAUUAUCACUUCAAUAAUAAGAAUAACAAAGUCACAGAUUAAUAAAUAAAGGAACAAUGUUCUUUAACAAGGUCUACCAGCUUCCUGAUUGAAUGUGAUUGGAUACUUAAAACAGU
Molecule: messenger RNA, 1554 nt
Organism: Salmo salar (Atlantic salmon)
Lineage: Eukaryota; Metazoa; Chordata; Actinopteri; Salmoniformes; Salmonidae
Source: RefSeq, a predicted model, not a curated record